This is a messenger RNA of Exophiala spinifera, 864 nucleotides long. RefSeq lists its product as uncharacterized. The transcript is spliced from 3 exons. Lineage: Eukaryota; Fungi; Ascomycota; Eurotiomycetes; Chaetothyriales; Herpotrichiellaceae. The coding region runs from base 1 to 864 and encodes 287 amino acids. Gene Ontology annotation, biological process: positive regulation of proteolysis; protein quality control for misfolded or incompletely synthesized proteins; cellular response to misfolded protein. The record is from RefSeq and is a predicted model, not a curated record. Gene Ontology annotation, molecular function: protein-folding chaperone binding; ubiquitin protein ligase activity. Gene Ontology annotation, cellular component: cytoplasm.
AUGACAAAUCUAUCCUUUCGCGAACAAGGCAAUGAGCGCUUCAAGGCAGGGGAGUACAAGGAGGCCGAAGAGUUAUAUAGCGCCGCAAUAGCCGAGCAUUCUCGAUCCGAUCCCAAGGUCUUUGCCAACCGCGCUCUUACACGCCUCAAACUCCAAGAUUGGCAAGGUGCUGAGUCCGACGCCAGGAAAGCGAUCGAACUCUAUGGCCCCAAACACGAAGCCCAGGCAAUGAAGUCGCACUAUUACCUUGCACAAGCCCUCCUCCCCCAGCGGCAUGUUGGCGAGGCUCUCACUGAGGCAAAACACGCGUACGCCACUUGUUUAGAAACCAAGGACUCCAGUGCAGAGUUAAUUGGACAAUUUAUACUCAAGGCAAAACAGGCGCAGUGGCAGGCGAAGGAAACCGCACGGUUACGAGAGUUGAAUUCGACUUUGGCGCUUGUGGAGGACCUGCUCAACCAGCAGCUCGAGCGAGACAAGCAAGAGGUACAAGCAAGGUUUGAGAAUCAAGAAAUCGGCGAGACCGGGCGACAAGAGGAAAUCGAUGAGCUCGAGAAGGAAGCCGAGGCAAGAAGAGCGAACAUCAGGAAAGCAUUUGAGAAUUCUGCCAGUCCAGAAACAGUCGAGAGGGUUGUACCGGACUGGAUGAUUGAUCCCAUCACAUUUGAAGUUAUGCACGAUCCCGUUGUCACUCCGACCGGUGUCUCAUACGAGCGCACAAGUCUACACAGACAUAUCAAGGCCCAUGGAUGCGACCCUUUAACACGACAGCCGCUCAAGUAUGAUAUGUUGAUCCCGAAUGUUGCAUUGAAGAAUGCUUGUUCGGAGUUCCUAGACAAGAAUGGAUGGGCUGUCGAUUGGUGA